Molecule: messenger RNA, 2228 nt
Organism: Dendroctonus ponderosae (mountain pine beetle)
Lineage: Eukaryota; Metazoa; Arthropoda; Insecta; Coleoptera; Curculionidae
Gene: cass
Product: apoptosis inhibitor 5
Exons: 7
Coding region: 147-1745 (532 amino acids)
Biological process (GO): negative regulation of apoptotic process
Cellular component (GO): nucleus
Molecular function (GO): RNA binding
Source: RefSeq, a predicted model, not a curated record
AUCACAGAAACAUUGUGACAACAUUGAUCGGCAUCACUGUAAACAUGUCUUGUUUCUGUUCUCUCUAGAGGAGUGUUCACGUUUUCGAUUUUUGUCCAAGAAGUACAUAAUUUUCUGCUGUGGUUUGUGUGCCAAUAGUCGAAAAAAUGGCCGAUGAACUGCAAGAGAUCUAUGAGAAGUACGAAAUCCUGUCCGGAGCCAAAGAUAAGAUUUUAGAGCAUUCAGCCGAAUACCUGGAAUGCAUCAACAUAGCGUCGAAAGGUGGCCCCAAAGGGAAGAAGCUGGUCGCCCAGAUUAUUUCUCAGUUUUUCAAGCACUUUCCCGACCUACAAGACACCGCAUUGAAUGUGCUGUUGGACUUGUGUGAGGAUGGCGAUAGCGAAAUUCGAAUCUGCUCCAUGAAAGUUCUGCCAUUUCUAUGCAAAGGCUCAAAAGAACACAUCCAGAAUAUCGCCAGUGUUUUGGCGCAGCUUCUUCAACUGGACGAUUUGGAUUACACCGUGGCUUGCAACUCUCUGGUGCAAGUCUUCCGGGAAGAUCCAGUCCUGUCAAUCAACGCGAUUUUUACUAUUUUAUAUCAAGACGAAGUUCUCAGGGAAAAGCUUGUUACUUUUCUCUAUAAGCGAUUGGCUACCAUUGAAGGCAAGAACUUGCCAGAGGUGGAAGAUCUGCUAGUUACUGAAGGAAAGAAAAUUAUACAGGAUUGCACUUCCGGGGAAUUUAUGCUGAUAAUGCCGUACCUCACCCAGUCCAAACUAGGAAAAACCCUCCACGGCCAAAAGGAACUGGUUAACUUAGUGUAUAACAAAAUUGAAGUCGAAGGAAAAUUCAAUCUGCUAGAGACCCACACGCUCAGCACUGAUCGGCUUGUUCUGUGUGUUGAGCUGAUUCUACCGCUAUUCAAUGCCAGUAAUGAAUCAACUAAGCUCCUGAUCUACUACUGCACUCAAGUGCUACCCCAAUGGAACAACAUUCGCUCCCUUAAAGAUGGGGAGCAGUUACAGUUAAGACUGUUACGGCAACUGGCCAUAAUGAGCACUUAUUGCGUAUGGAAUGCAGAAAAUAUGACUGAUGUUAUCGAAAACGUUUUUAACACACUCAAGGAAUACAUGCCAUUACCACCUGAAGACGUCGACAUUAGCAAAGUUUCAAACUUAGAUUUCACAAGUGUAGAAUGCCUGUUGUACACCUUCCAUAAAUUGGCCAGAAAAAAUCCAGAAUUUUUAACAAACGACUCAGACAGACUCAAAGACUUCCGACUGAGACUCCAGUAUUUUGCCAGAGGCGUGCAGGGAUGUAAACGAGGCCUAGAAAACACGAAGACAAAAAAGGACGAGCUGAGUGAAGAGGACCAGAAAAAAAUCCAAAUUGCCCCUGCCGUUUUGGAGAACAUCAACACGAUUGUCAAGGACCUUUUCUAUCAACCACCUUUAUACAAAUGCAAUGUGCAGUUGUCUUUCAGGAGUGCACGCGAUGGAAAGAAAGAAGUGACUACAGUAACCAAGCCUGGAGCACAAAAACGACACGUGCCUAUCACUUUUGGCUCUGCCAAUGGAACAGAUCCCGGCCCGAAACAAGUGAGAAAUAACAAGGCUGGCGAGGACAGGAAACUCUAUCAACCACCAAGUGGAAAAUUUAGUAAUAACUUUGGCAGGACAAACAGUCGAGGAGGCAACUGGGGUCGAGGAGGCAGCACAAGAGGCUACAGAGGCGGCCGAGGAGGGGGGCGAAAUUGGAGAAAUUAGGCCCACAAGCCGCCGUCGCUUUACAGGUAGGUAUUAACUACGAAAGGUCAAAAUCUCUAAUUAUUUUUAUUGUCAUUACUUUCAUAGACACUCAACGUAAAUCUACGUUAAUAAAAUUUGCUUUUUUCCGAUUGACUUACGCCUUGGUACUCUUGCCAAUGGCGUAUUAAAAACACAAAAUCAAACCCUUCAAUCUAAUUGUAUAAAGUUCGGCUAUUUCAACCUGCAACUUGAAGAAUUUCUGUGUUAAAUAAUCGGAAGUUUAUGGAAAUAUUGGCAGUUUGGAUAGGUAAAGAGACAUGCGAAUUAGUCGCGUUUGGUUUUUUAAUGUUUUAACUGGGUUUUGUAACUUAGAGCAUUUUGACCUCCCCCUUUUGACUCUGAGCAGGUGGCUUGGAGAAAACUUGAGUGACUGGAUAAUUUCUUUAAUUUUUUUGACGCUUUCUGUUUAAUACUGCAAUGAAAUAUAUUAUGCGAAAUAAA